UCGUUGAAUGAAACAGUGUGCAGCGUAGCGCAAGAUGCGCCGUUAGAUUUGAGUUGUCGCAAUCCCGAAAGAAAAACGAAUUUGUUAAAUUCUUCGAAAUUUCAAAGAUGUUUACCUUGUCAAACGUGUGGCAAAAAUUUUGACAGACCUUCCUUGCUCAAAAGGCAUUUACGUACCCAUACAGGUGAAAAGCCACAUGGUUGCGCCGUCUGUGGAAAAAUGUUCAGUACAAGCAGCUCCUUGAACACACAUGUCAGAAUACACACCGGAGAACGGCCACACGAAUGUCCAAUGUGCGGAAAGCGUUUCACUGCUUCGUCAAAUUUGUAUUAUCAUCGAAUGACACAUUAUAAGGAAAAACCGCAUAAAUGCAACGAAUGCGGACGUUCUUUUCCAACCCCUGGUGAUUUAAGAGCUCAUGGGUAUUCUCACAGUGGUAACUGGCCGAUGCGAUGCUCGGUUUGCAAUCGAGGAUUUUGUAAACCUGGAGCUCUACAUCAUCACAUGCAAGUGCACAGUGGUAAUUAAUAUUAAUUAGACAUGGCGAAAUGUAAGAACUAACAACCGAUGGAUCUUUGACAGUCUGUGAACGAUAUCAUAGAAUAGGAGUAAUUU
Bombus huntii is the source of this 615-nucleotide messenger RNA. Its product is annotated as zinc finger protein 239-like. The annotation marks the transcript as partial. Gene Ontology annotation, molecular function: DNA-binding transcription factor activity, RNA polymerase II-specific; RNA polymerase II cis-regulatory region sequence-specific DNA binding. The transcript is spliced from 3 exons. The record is from RefSeq and is a predicted model, not a curated record. NCBI's taxonomy places the organism in Eukaryota, Metazoa, Arthropoda, Insecta, Hymenoptera, Apidae. Gene Ontology annotation, biological process: regulation of transcription by RNA polymerase II.